CUCUUCUCACUUUCUUUUUGCUGUUCAGUUUAUUCUGUCGAUUUCCUAAUUCAAGAGGUGAGUGACAGAGUUAGGAUACUGCAUUUACUGUACAACGUACAUACGCAGCAUAUUUGUGGAAUAAUAGUGUUUCUGCUGUGUAGAUAGCUGAUGUAUUGUUUCCAGAGAUGAACGAUAUACUGCACACCUCCGUUACCCGUUAUAAUGUCACUGGAAAGUUAUUGGUUAGAUAGAGCAACUUCAGACGGGAUGCGGCAUCGGCGGCGGCAGGGAUUGUAAAACCCCAUUUAGGUGGGAUCACUUGUAAAAGAUGAGAGAACUUGGGGCCUAAACGUCAGAAUGUCUUGGGGGGAGUUUAUUGAGCUCCGUGAGCUGAGACUGAACAAUGACAAGAUAGAGCUUACUAGCUCCGAGGUGCCCCGCUCACCUCCUCGACUGGAAAGGACCAACGCCCUGCGGAUAAGCCCAGGGAAGGUUCCGGAGCUGCUCAGUCGAGUGGGCAUCAUCAGACUGCUGGGGGAUAGCAGUGACCCACGACUCAUAGAGGAGAGGGGAGAGGGACAUGACUUCCAGCCUUGCAGCAACACUCAGCCCACCUGGUGUGACCUGUGUGGGGACUUCAUCUGGGGCCUCUACAAGCAGAGCCUGCGCUGUGCCAAUUGCAGAUUCACAUGUCACUACAGAUGUCGAGCCCUUAUCCAGUUAGACUGCAGCCUGAACCAGGGCACCAUAGUCGACCAAACAAGUGUUGUGGAGCAUAUAGAAACAGAUACAAAUGUGGAUGAAAAGAUUGAAUGGGGGAAGCAAGAGCUGUCAGUCACAGAAAUUCAGCAGAAGGUGAAAGAGUACAAUGCUCAAAUCAACAGCAAUCUGUUCAUGAAUAUGAACAAGGAUGGGUCCUACACCGGCUUCAUAAAGGUCCAGUUCAAGCUGAUUCGACCAGUGUCCGUUCCGCCACCCAGGAAGGGCACUGCGACACAGGAUGCUGGGGGCAAGAGACCUGGUGGGGUUAAACGCCGUACUUCCUUCUAUCUCCCCAAGGACACGUCCAAACACCUGCACAUCAGCUCCCGCACACGGGCUCGCGAGGUCAUUGAAGCCUUGUUGAAGAAGUUCACUGUGGUGGACAACCCUGGGAAGUUUGCUCUGUUUGAACGCAGUGAGCGCAACGACCAGGUUUAUUUGCGUAAACUGCCUGAUGAUGAGCGCCCACUCCACUUGCGUUUGUGUGCCGGUCCCAAUGAGAAGGUUCUCAGCUUGGUGUUGAAGGAGAAUGAGACCGGAGAGGUCAAUUGGGAUGCCUUCUCAAUGCCUGAGCUGAAGAACUUCCUGCGCAUGCUGCAGCGUGAAGAGGAGGAGCAUGUUAAGCAGAUAGUGCAACGCUAUGCCCUUGCUCGCACCAGGAUGCAGGAGGCUCUGGCUGGCUCCACCCCUGGCUGACAUAACAGCACUCAGGGGGAUUAUGUGCCCGUCUUGACUUGACUUGAGUUGGCAAGUCAUCCCUGCAUACGAUGAUCCCAGAGAAGAUGACUCCAAACCUUCCUGAAGGGAGGAGAGUGAAAGAGUGAGAGAGAGGACGCAAGAGAACGACAGAACAAGCGCGAGCGUGUGAGAGAAUGAAAGAGAUGAGAAGUGCCUUACACCUGGAGAGAGAGAGUGUUUUUCCUGAGAGAGAAUGAGAAUUGAGAGCAUGUGAGACUGUGGUUGUUGGGAGCCUGGCUUUGUCCAGUAAAGCCUUCCAUGAUGGGGGACUAAUCUGACAACCCUGCGUCCCUGACCUAUAAAGUUCUUUUGUAUGCUAUUCUCACUGGUGCUAAGGUCUGGAAAUUCCAGUAUUUGUCACAAUCAGAAUUACAAUGAAAAAGCAUGUUAGCUAUUUAGCUCCUUGAGAUAAUUCUGAUUAAAUAAACAGGUUAAUCAUUUCCAGACCCAGACCAUAAUUUCCAGCAAAAAAUAUUUGACUCGUUAUCCAGAAUUUCAUUGGAUCCCAAAUGUUACUUCAUUCACUUGAUGGGUGUGAUUCCUUUGGUUUCUCUGUAUGAGUCUGAAUGAUUCUUGGAAAUUAUUUUAAAAUUAGGAAUGUCUAGCAGAGGACACGUUAAGCUAACUAUGUUUAAUAUAUUUGACAUUCCUUUUGAAAUCAUUGUUCAACUGGAAGCUGAUCAAAUUGUUGUUUUGUUCUUGUUUAUGUCUGUUCAUUAUAUUUGUAAAAUCAGUUAGCAUUUAUCAUGUUUGUGUUGUUUUCUGUGUCUGUAGUGUUUCUUUAUUGUUUCUAUCUUGUGGAUAACAGCUGCGUAUGGCAGUGUUUGUAUUCACUUUCAGAUACUUAAUUGUAGAAGGCAGAGGAAAAGACCACUUUAACAACUUCGUAUGCAUCUGGAUUUCACUGUUCCCUUUACAAAAAUAAAUGUCAGUUCCUUAUAA
Messenger RNA from Osmerus eperlanus (European smelt), 2424 nucleotides. Its product is annotated as ras association domain-containing protein 1-like. The transcript has 7 exons. Gene Ontology annotation, biological process: Ras protein signal transduction. Gene Ontology annotation, cellular component: nucleus; microtubule cytoskeleton. Bases 340 to 1440 code for a protein of 366 amino acids. The record is from RefSeq and is a predicted model, not a curated record. NCBI's taxonomy places the organism in Eukaryota, Metazoa, Chordata, Actinopteri, Osmeriformes, Osmeridae.